CUCAAAUUAUUUUUAUUCGGAUUUCGUUUUUUCAGAAUUCGGAUCCUGUCCUACUGGAAAAGUCUUGAUUAACAAAAAAAAAGAAAUAUAGAAACCUAAACCGAGGUCUGGGCAACUGUCCUUGCACAAGCGUUAUCUGAGAAAAUAAACCGGCGAAGAAAAGCGGUGAAAUUUUAGAAAAUGGCAAUCACGGCGAGAAUCAGAGUGUAUUCUCUGCUGGUGAUGACACUGUUAAGCUUCGUUUCCGAUCUCUCUGCGCUAUCUGUCACCGUCAACGAAGUUGAAUGCGUGUACGAGUACGUUCUCUACGAAGGCGACACCAUUUCCGGCAACUUCGUCGUGGUUGAUCACGACAUCUUCUGGAACUCGGAUCACCCUGGCAUUGAUUUGAUCGUGACAUCACCUGGAGACAAUGUCGUUCACACAAUGAAGGGAACAUCUGGUGAUAAAUUUGAAUUUAAAGCCCCAAGAAGCGGGAUGUACAAAUUCUGUUUUCACAAUCCAUAUUCAACGCCAGAAACAGUGUCUUUCUACAUACAUGUUGGCCACAUUCCUAAUGAGCAUGACCUCGCCAAGGAUGAACACUUGGAUCCCAUUAAUGUCAAAAUUGCUGAACUGAGGGAAGCAUUGGAAUCAGUUACAUCUGAGCAGAAGUAUUUGAAAGCACGUGAUGCUCGCCAUCGUCAUACAAAUGAGAGCACAAGAAGGCGAGUCAUUUUCUACACGGUUGGAGAGUAUCUUUUGCUUGCUCUUGCUAGCUCACUUCAAGUUGCUUACAUUAGACGCUUGUUCAGCAAGUCAGUUGCCUACAACCGUGUUUGACCAAGUUUGCGUGAUCAUUGUUUCUCUUCAUACCUCCAAGAACUGCAUGCGCUGUUUCUUAGCAGGUUAUUCAGAGAAAAAGAACACACACCCCUCAAACAAAUAUUAACAUUGUAAUUGCUUGUUCUUCUAAAUGACUCAUCACCUUUUUAGGAUUAUUUAUGCAUUUAGUUUCAUAUUGAGUAUCUAUCUUGUGAGAAUCAGCUCCUUGUAAGAGUAGCAAUUUAUGUUAAGUUGGCUGUUGAUCCUUGAAGUUGAUUUAAAUAGUAACUUUUAGAGAAUGGGGACAAUGUU
This is a messenger RNA of Cuscuta europaea, 1116 nucleotides long. The record is from the annotation of a GenBank genome assembly. NCBI's taxonomy places the organism in Eukaryota, Viridiplantae, Streptophyta, Magnoliopsida, Solanales, Convolvulaceae.